GUAUGGACCUUCAGAGCCACCACACUGUGGUAUUUCUUCUGCGCACGCGUGUUGUGGGUUGCAUUAAGCUAUCAGAGAAGCAUCGUUUUAAAACAUGUCAGAGAAAGGAGAAGUGGAUUUAACUGGUGCCAAGCAGAACACGGGUGUGUGGCUUGUAAAGGUGCCCAAAUACCUGUCUCAGCAAUGGGCAAAAGCGACUGGCAGAGGCGAUGUGGGGAAACUCCGAAUAUGCAAGAAAGGAAACCAAGGAAAAGCAGAGGUGUCUUUCACUUUGAACGAAGAGCUGACUGUGAUUGAGGGUAUCGAAGAUAAGACGGUGACUGCGCCUCGCGACCACCCGUUCACCAUGCAGUCAGUGGGAGGUCAGACGUUGGCGGUCUUCACAGAGACUUCAUCAGGCCAGUCAGAAGAAAGAUCUGAUGGCAGCAGCUCAGUUUCGGGGGCGGGGGCAGGUCCAGAUAAAAUAGCUUUGGAUGGAGUGGUGGUGCAGAGAGCAGAGUGCAGACCUGCUGUUAGUGAAAACUACAUGAAGCUCAAGAGGUUACAAAUUGAAGAGUUGUCCAAGCCCGUCAGGCUGUCCCAGCAGCUGGAGAAAGCCGUCACCAGCAACUACAAACCUGUGGCCAAUCAUACGUACAAUCUCGAGUACGACCGGAAAAAGAAGGAGGAGGGCAAGAGAGCAAGAGUAGACAAACAGCAGGUGUUGGACAUGUUGUUCUCUGCUUUUGAGAAGCACCAGUACUACAACAUCAAAGACCUGGUGGAUAUCACCAAACAGCCUGUGAUUUACUUGAAGGAAAUCUUGCGUGAUAUUGGCAUCUACAACGUGAAGGGAACACACAAGAAUACCUGGGAGCUCAAACCAGAAUACCGACAUUACCAAGGCGAUGAAAAGACUGACGAAUAGUUUCUGACCCUCCCAAGGCCAAUACCUCCACCUUUUAAUUCAAGCAGGGGGGGAGGGCCCUCUCAGACCAGGCCUUGGUUGGACCUUGGAAUGCUCUCCUGAUUUCCUUACAUCAGGUCCCAAAACACACUGGAUGAUGAGGUCGAGCAAAGGUUGUAUUUUACAGGGAGAGGUUGUUCCAUCUUCUUGUUUUGUAGGAGACAAGAAGAAGGGGGCAUUGAGAAACUAGGUUUUACACCGUCUCUUCCUCAUUAGUCGUUCUAUCCAUCAGAGAUUCAGGACAUUUUAUGAAGCAAAAGAUGUAUUUAUGAACUCUGGUUCUUAGCAUUGAAUUAUUUUUAAAUGUUUUGACACAAGUAUAUCCAGAGGUAAGGGGUUUAUGUUUAGAGGAUAAACAUUUAAGAGGAAGGAUGUGACACAGUUAAUAGCUCUCCGCUAUCUUGAUAUGUGCUGAGGACGUUUUUUUCUAGAUGUUUUGUAAUUUUACUUUUUUGAGAUGUGUUCUUCAAAAUAGCAACUUGGGCUGAUUCGGGAUGACAAAUUCAGCCUGAACUUGCGUUGACAUUUUAAGACCAGUGCCAUUGUUGUAAUUCUUCCUACGUUUGUGCUUAAGGUGUGUCCUCGUAUUUGCCCAUCUUCUCUGUACUUUUAAAUAGUUUUACAAUUGACUGACUUAUGCAAUAAAAGUUUCAAUAGAAAAAACGUU
Molecule: messenger RNA, 1613 nt
Organism: Sebastes umbrosus (honeycomb rockfish)
Lineage: Eukaryota; Metazoa; Chordata; Actinopteri; Perciformes; Sebastidae
Product: general transcription factor IIF subunit 2-like
Exons: 9
Coding region: 95-907 (270 amino acids)
Biological process (GO): transcription initiation at RNA polymerase II promoter; transcription by RNA polymerase II
Cellular component (GO): transcription factor TFIIF complex
Source: RefSeq, a predicted model, not a curated record